CGGUUUCCUGGAGUUUCCUUGCAGCAUGGCCCCCAAACGCCAGUCUUCGCUCCCGCCUCAAACGAAGAAACUGAGACUGCCUCCUGCCCCCAAGUCAGGGCAGACGUCAACAUCUCAGCACUUGCAUAAGGGAGAAAAAGAACAGCAAGAAGCAAUUGAACAUAUUGAUGAAGUACAAAAUGAAAUAGACAGACUUAAUGAACAAGCCAGUGAGGAGAUUUUGAAAGUAGAACAGAAAUAUAACAAACUCCGCCAACCAUUUUUUCAGAAGAGGUCGGAAUUGAUCGCCAAAAUCCCCAAUUUUUGGCUAACAACAUUUGUCAACCAUCCACAAGUGUCUGCACUGCUUGGGGAGGAGGAUGAAGAGGCUCUGCAUUAUUUGACAAGAGUUGAAGUGACAGAAUUUGAAGAUAUUAAAUCAGGUUACAGAAUAGAUUUUUAUUUUGAUGAAAACCCUUACUUCGAAAAUAAAGUUCUCUCCAAAGAAUUUCAUCUGAAUGAGAGUGGUGAUCCAUCUUCAAAGUCCACUGAAAUCAAAUGGAAAUCUGGAAAGGAUUUGACGAAACGUUCAAGUCAAACACAGAAUAAAGCCAGCAGGAAGAGACAGCAUGAGGAACCAGAGAGCUUCUUCACCUGGUUUACUGACCAUUCUGAUGCAGGUGCAGAUGAGUUAGGAGAGGUCAUCAAAGAUGAUAUCUGGCCAAAUCCAUUACAGUACUACUUGGUUCCCGAUAUGGAUGAUGAAGAAGGGGAAGGAGAAGAGGAUGAUGAUGAUGAUGAAGAAGAAGAAGGAUUGGAAGAUAUUGAUGAAGAAGGAGAUGAGGAUGAAGGUGAAGAAGAUGAAGAUGAUGAUGAGGGGGAGGAAGGAGAGGAGGAUGAAGGAGAAGAUGACUAAUGGAACACUGAUGGAUUCCAACCUUCCUUUUUUAAUUUUCUUCAGUCCCUGGGAGCAAGUUGCCGUCUUUUUUUUUUUUUCCUUUUCCUUUUUCUUUUCUCCUCUCGUGCUCAUUCGCCCUGUUUUUUGAAGUCUCCUUUUUCUCUCCCUUUAUACCAUGGUUCUCAGCUUAUUUUGGGGGGAAAUACCUUGAGCAGAAUACAGUGGGAAAAGAAUCUCUACCCCUUUUUGUUCCAAAUUCAUUUUUGUCCCUUCCUGUCUCAACAAAAACAAAAACUUUAUGGAAUCAACACCACCGUGCUCUGUGGGAAAAAAGAAAAACCUUCUGCUCCCUUAGCUCUGCUGGAAGCUGGAGGGUGCUAGGCCCCUGUGUAGUAGUGCAUAGAAUUCUAGCUUUUUUCCUCCUUUCUCUGUAUAUUGGGCUCAGAGAUUACACUGUGUCUCUAUGUGAAUAUGGACAGUUAGCAUUUACCAACAUGUACCUGUCUACUUUCUCUUGUUUAAAAAAAAGAAAAAAAAAACUUAAAAAAAUGGGGUUAUAGAAGGUCAGCAAAGGGUGGGUUUGAGAUGUUUGGGUGGGUUAAGUGGGCAUUUUGACAACAUGGCUUCUCCUUUGGCAUGUUUAAUUGUGAUGUUUAACGGACAUCCUUGCAGUUUAAGAUGACACUUUUAAAAUAAAACUCUCUCCUAAUGAUGACUUGAGCCCUGCCACUUGAUGGGAGAAUCAGCAGAACUUGUAGGAUCUUAUUUGGAAUUGACAUUCUCUAUUGUAAUUUUGUUCCUGUUUAUUUUUAAAUUUUCUUUUUGUUUCACUGGAAAGGAAAGAUGAUGCUCAGUUUUAAACGUUAAAAGUGUACAAGUUGCUUUGUUACAAUAAAACUAAAUGUGUACACAAAAAAAA
This is a messenger RNA of Lutra lutra (Eurasian river otter), 1796 nucleotides long. Its product is annotated as protein SET-like. Gene Ontology annotation, molecular function: chromatin binding; histone binding. Lineage: Eukaryota; Metazoa; Chordata; Mammalia; Carnivora; Mustelidae. Gene Ontology annotation, cellular component: nucleus; chromatin. Gene Ontology annotation, biological process: nucleosome assembly. The coding region runs from base 26 to 895 and encodes 289 amino acids. The record is from RefSeq and is a predicted model, not a curated record. The transcript has a single exon.